Messenger RNA from Pistacia vera, 612 nucleotides. Its product is annotated as auxin-responsive protein SAUR50. Gene Ontology annotation, biological process: response to auxin. The record is from RefSeq and is a predicted model, not a curated record. Bases 27 to 464 code for a protein of 145 amino acids. NCBI's taxonomy places the organism in Eukaryota, Viridiplantae, Streptophyta, Magnoliopsida, Sapindales, Anacardiaceae. The transcript has a single exon.
AUAAACUGAAGCAUAAAUCCUUGAUCAUGGCUAAACACAGUGCUAGCAGCAAGAAGAAAAGUAGCAUUGUAAAGCUCAAGAUUGUCGUGGAAAGACUACACAAGAGUCUUUCAUUGGGUAGGAAAUCAAAUUCUUAUUCUGACGAGGUGGAAGAAGUUAAUGACUCAAGUUAUGUGCCCGAAGAUGUUAAGGAAGGACACUUUGCGGUGAUAGCUGUGGAUGGUGAGCAGCCGAAGAGAUUUGUGAUUCCAUUGAGUUAUCUGACUCACCCAGGAUUUCUUAAGCUGUUGGAGCAAGCGGCAGAAGAGUAUGGUUUUGAUCAUGAGGGUGCAUUGACGAUCCCUUGCAGGCCAUGUGAACUUGAGAGGAUACUGGCCGAGCGAUGGAAGGAUCAGGAUGGAGAAUCUAGUGAUAAUGUUGGUGUCAACUGGGGGUCUUAUGAAACUAUGGUGCAAAUUUGUUGAAAGAGAAGGUUUAAUUUCUUCUUCUUGCUCCUUGUAGUAGAUACUACUGUUUCUUGUAAACUCUAGUAAUGGUUCUUGCCAAUACAAGUUCUUGUGUACUGUUUAUAUUUGUUGACUUGAUGAAAAUUUUGUUUCCAGCAUGUAUAAU